UGGGACAAUACAAAACGCACUUUUAUAGUCUCAUUGGUCCAAUUCAAUUCCUAUAAAUACCCAUCUUAUGAAGUGAAACCUCAAUUGUGACAUUUCAAUAUGACAACUUUGAAAGUUCAUAGUAUUUUUUUCUUUGUGUUGUUAGGUUUCGGCAUAUGCUCUGCAUUCCGUCACUUUGACUUGUAUCAUGGGACUGGUGGAGGAUACCAUGGUGACAUUGGUGUGAGUGGAGGUGGAGGUUAUGGAGGUGGUGGAGGUGGAGGUGUAGAUGGAUAUGGAGGAGGAGCUGGUGGAGGUGAAGGUGAAGGUGGUGGUGAAUAUGGAGGUGAUGGUGUGGUUGGUGGUGGUGGAGGAGGAAGUGGAGGUGGCGGGGGUGGUAGUGAGGUUGAAGGUGGUGGAUAUGGUGGAGGGGCUGGAAAAGGUGGUGGGGAAGGAUAUGGCGGUGGUGCUUCGCAUGGAGGUGGUUAUGCUGGAGGUGGUGGAGGUGGUAGCGGUGGUGGGGGAGGUGGUGGUGCUGGAGGUGCUGGUGGUGGUUAUGGAGGUGGGGAAGGAGGCGGAGCAGGAGGUGGACAUGGUGGAGAACAUGGAGGUGGAUAUGGAGGUGGAGGUGGAGGUGGAAGUGGAGGUGGAGGAGGAGGUGGAGCACAUGGUGGUGGAUAUGGUGGUGGUGAAGGAGCAGGUGGUGGAUAUGGGGGUGGAGCAGAAGGAGGUGGUGGAGCAGGUGGUGGAUCUGGUGGAGGUGGAGGUGGUGGAGGGGCACAUGGUGGAGGAUACGGCGGUGGUGCUGGAGGUGGCGAAGGCGGUGGCCACGGUGGAUAUUAUCCUUGAAAUUAAGUGUUAUGAAUGAAAAACUAGCUCCUCCUAAGAAUAAGAUGUGGUUAUGAGGAUGCUGAUAAAAUUCUACUAUAAUUUAUCUUUGUAUCUUACGUGAAAUGUUGAAUGAAAGAAAACUAAUGCUAUUAUAUAUAUCAUGAUAUGCCAUUGCUUUGCAUGGUAUAAUAUUUCAAUCAA
Vicia villosa (hairy vetch) is the source of this 1011-nucleotide messenger RNA. RefSeq names its product glycine-rich cell wall structural protein 1.8-like. The transcript has a single exon. Lineage: Eukaryota; Viridiplantae; Streptophyta; Magnoliopsida; Fabales; Fabaceae. Bases 100 to 828 code for a protein of 242 amino acids. The record is from RefSeq and is a predicted model, not a curated record.